Molecule: messenger RNA, 1560 nt
Organism: Ascochyta rabiei
Lineage: Eukaryota; Fungi; Ascomycota; Dothideomycetes; Pleosporales; Didymellaceae
Exons: 1
Coding region: 1-1560 (519 amino acids)
Source: RefSeq, a predicted model, not a curated record
AUGCCACGCGGCAGCGCACUGUUGACGUUGCUCCGCGUCAUGACCGUUUGCCUGCACACGGUCAGAAUACACGUCUGCAUGCUAUGGCUUACGACGAUCAUGAAGAGAUCAGCCAUCGCCCGCCGCACUAUCGCCAUCGAACUCCUUCGACGGCUGGACCAGAUAGAAGGCGACACGCGCCGCUCAUGUCUCACGCCUCCGCCGCACCCUCGUUCUGCAGAUGCCGUACAUGAAGACAAGCACCUCACAUCCAUGAAAUUCGGUUGCCGAGCUCGCCGGCCCAGUUUUUCUACGACCGAUCUACAGUUCUCGCCUCGCAAGCAGAAUGGCUGUACAGAAAUAUCGUCAAACAGCCUUGCUAGUCCUGAUGGUAUUGGCCCCGCCAAGCUUGUCAUGUCCGACGCAUUCGCAUGCUCUAUGAAACAGAAACUUAUCGAGACAGGCUCGAUACAAGCGUACAGCUCUCGAGAUGCUUGGUCCGAUACAUGGCGUAGGAAUCCUCAAGACUCCAGUGGACCCCAGAGACGAGCAGAGCAAAACAUAUGGACCAGCGCUGCUGGUGCAGAGCCAACGCCGCCUGCAACCCCCUCGACGUAUGACACGCUGCUGGCCGGCUUUGAGGCAUCGGGUUCCGAUGUUACAUUUGCGGAAGGGUGCCGUUCAUCGUCUCCGCUGUCUGGCAUGUGGGAUUUCGACCUUAACCAGGAUACAACCGAAGGCGCUAAGGAGGGCGAUGUUGGUAACUCUGAUCAGACCCGAGUGGAUAUCUUCGAUAGAAUAUUCAGUGUUGUUGACGAGCACCGCCGUUCACGAAAUCACCGGAAGAGCUCAGUCAACGCUGGAUCCAAUACUGCCAAGACAUCACCGGCAACUCUUCGAGCGCAAAGCAGAACCAACGGAGGGUUAUUGGAGUUUAGAGCAAGCGCUACAAAGCCGAAAGGUCCAAAGCCUACUCGCACACACCGGCGCCAUAUGCCUUUACACCUUCCAGUCCGACCGAUCUCGCCCCAGCCUAGAAAUGUACAGCUUGCUUCACCUCCACCUCCGCCGUCUACUACGAGCAUGAUCGCGCCGACAUCCAGCUCAAGUCACACGAGAAUAGACCCGCAGACCGAGCAAGAACUGCAAUACAAGCACCGCCACAUAUUCGUCGGAACAGCUUCGCUCUACGGCUUCCUCGAAGUACUCGAGACCUCAUCAUCAGGCACAACAUCCGCGUCAGCUAUCAUGAAAGCCUUUACGAUCCUGGCCUCAAACGAGCAAAUCCUUUUUCGCCAGGCAUCCUCGAGCACAGACGACUGGCACCUAGUCACUCGCAUCACACCAGACAUGUCAACAUUCGACUGCAUCGCCUUGGCUAGAGUACAGCUGGGUUCUGUCUCGCUUCAGCGGUUUGUCGAUCUUGUGCCGUUUGAUGCUCACGGCGAGGCGUCGACUGUACUUGUCGUCGACGCUUUCAAGGUUGCCAGCCACAUGGACGCAGAGGCGGGUCUUCACCCCUGUAGAAAGGCGCAGGCAUUCAGGAUGGCGGUAUCAGAGCAAGCUGAUCCGCUGGACUAG